AUGUGCAUACACACAUUUGAAGAAAGCUCGGCAGGGAAGAGAAAGUGCAUAAAGUUCUUCGGAGAAACUCUGGUAAAUAUAUAUAUGUGCUCUAUAAAGUCAAUAAAAGCAAAAUGUCAGUUGAAACAUGAAAAAUCCAUGGGAUUAUGGUUGCCAUGCAAGAGCAUACUGACCGUUCUUCUCGAUUUUGCACGUCUUUCCUUCCUGAAAAUAUUGCUAUGA
Messenger RNA from Haemonchus placei, 222 nucleotides. The record is from the annotation of a GenBank genome assembly. Lineage: Eukaryota; Metazoa; Nematoda; Chromadorea; Rhabditida; Trichostrongylidae.